UUAUUAGUUAGUCAUGCGAUAACCACGAGACAUUCUGGUCGUGUAAACUAUAAGAUCUGAAAAGAAGUCGCAAAAACAAAAUGGAAUUUAAAUAACCCUUAAACAGAAGUGAAUAACAAACUGGACAACAAUGUUUUCUUCGUUGUUUUGCAGAGAUAUUGAGAAUGGCCAGCCAGAGGAAGGCUUUGACUCGCCUCUUCUUACAAUUGUAUCUAAUGGCGCCAAUAUAGUACCACAUAGCAAUGUCGUAAGAAGACAUAAAUUACCAAAGCUACACGCGGUAAUACCUUGCAAUGCUACCCCACCCGAACCAACCCCAUUACCGCUGACUCCUGGAACGUGUCCAACCAAUAGACGAAAUGACCGCCGCCUUCGGAGACUAAACACGGAUCUUCUGGAAGCGAUCGAGUCUUAUAACGUAGAAGAUGUAGAAAAGUUACUAGAAGAAGGGGCGAAUCCUAACGUCACAUGCCGCCUCGAUAAUGUGUCCGCUUGUCACCUGGCAGCUUUGACUGGAGGCGAUGCUUUAAACCUUUUACUUAAGUUUGGUGCUGACAAAAACCGUCUCGAUAAGUAUGGAAGGACGCCCUUACAUCUCGCAGCCUAUGCGGGAAAUGCAAGGCAGUUGGCAAUUCUCUUGGAUUUUCCUGAAGAUAUGCAAAACCGCGUGGACACAGAUGAUAUGUCACCUGAGGCAGAAGAGGACGUUAGAAGAAUGUGUCCGAUUACGAAGAAUAUGGUUAAUGUGAGGUGUGAUGUGGAAGAAGUUAAUACAGUUCUUCCGAAGAGUUGGAUGGAUGAUAUCGACCAUAACUGUAUGAGCAUAAAGGGCAGCUUACCACUACUCCAACCCGGCUGGACGCCUCUACACGUUGCGGUGUCUUGCGCAAGACGUCGUUGUACAAGACUACUUCUAGCUGCCGGGGCUAAUCCUAAUAUUUCCGACGUCCUUGGAAGAACUACAUUGGAUGUUGUGGGUUCAGCACACCAUCAUAAUGAAGACAUCAUCUCUGAAAACUUUACAGAGGUCAUUAAAAUGCUCAUAAAAGCCGGUGGAAGACACAACUUAAUGAGAUCAGAUGGCAUAAAUGAUAUAGACACACCCCUCCAUACAGCUGUAGAAUUAUCAAAUAUUGACAGUAUCAAACAACUUCUGGAUAUUGGUGUAUCUGUGGGUUGUUUAAAUGCGGCGGGUCAAACACCACUCCAUCUUUGUAUUAAGAAGCAAUUGGAGCAGGCAUUACAGGUCUUAGCCAAUUACCCAUACAAGGAUGUAGAUCUUCUGUCAGCCAUGGUUGACGUGAAAGACAGAGAUGGUCACACGGUGCUACAAGUCGCUGUAGAGGACUCAUGGGUAGCUGGUGUAUGUGUAGCCCUUGAAGCAGGUGCAGACGUUACUUUGAAGGCAAAUGAUGGCGAAACACCGAUUCAUUCAGCGGCAGCUUUAGGUAACAUAGACGUGCUCAUAGAACUUUUGAGUGUAGCCAAACAACAAGGCAUUCUCGACAGCCAAAAUGACAAAGGCGAAACAGCUUUAUUCCAGUCGAUCAUAAACGGUCACCAUGAAUGUGUAAAAACUCUUUUAGAAGAGGGGGCUUCCAUUAACAUCACAUUACCAGGCAACUUUAACGUUUUCCACGCUGCUGCUGAACAGGGACACGUAGAUAUUAUAAAAACUUUAUUAGAACAAGAACCUUUUGAAGAAUUAUUAAAAAUGAUAAAUUCCCUAACUACUGCAGAAAAAAAAGGUUUUGGUCCCAUUCAUUUUGCUGUUUUAAGAAAUAGCAUAGACUGUGUAGAAUUGUUUUUGUUAAAUGGAGCCGAUGUCAAACUGAGGACUACUAAUAGCCCAUAUCACUCCUCGACGCCAUUACAUUUGGCUGCUGAAAAUAACUUUUUGGUUGUCGCCCAGUUGAUAAUAAAGUUCGAUAAUACGACUUUAGACGAUUUCAAUGAUAAAGGCUGGUAUCCCCUUCACACUGCUAGUUAUUUUGGAAGUAGAGAUGUAAUUCUUUUACUUCUACAACACGGGGCAGAUUUAUCUAGACACACAGAAAGUGCAAGAAAACCCAAACGAACAGCAAUAGAAAUAAUUGUUAAUAACUUAUCUAAACCUACAGAAUUCUUGGACGACAUUUUUGACUCCUAUAUCAUUUGCACCUGCCAAAACUUGGAAGAUGCAAAUUGUGAAAUAACCGUUGACUACAGAAUAUUAAUGCCAACAGCUUGUGAAAUAGAUCAAAUGAAAGUAGUGGAAGCUCUUCUAAAAACUGGUAACAGAUAUGGGCAAAAAAGGCUAUUGGUGCAUCCGCUUGUCGAAAGUUUUCUUUACUUAAAAUGGAAAGCGUUAUUACCAUUUUUCUACACCAUAAUAGCUGUGUAUGCACUUUUUGUAUCAUCGGUAACCAUUUUCACAAUUUCUGUCUUCUUUUAUAAAGACACAAAUGAAACUCCUCCAGCUUGCCUUGGGCCGUCUAUUUGGAGCUAUUUUAUUUAUGCUACAGUCUGUUUGAUUAUACUCCAAGAAAUAUUAUAUAUGAAUGUUAAAAGUACAAGAUACUUAUUCCAUAUGGAAACUUGGAUAAAGUUUGGAUCAGUUGUUUUUGCUAUCAUCCUUCCCACCUCGGUGACGAUGUCUACGGACAUUGAAUGGCCAAGACAUAUAGCUACUUUAGCACUUAUUUUAUCCUGGAUAGAACUCAUGUUUCUGCUUUCACGAUUUCCCAAUUGGGGUUACUAUGUCCUUAUGUUUGGAAAAGUAGCUUCUAACGUUGUUAAAAUACUUUUGACUUUCGCGUUUUUGGUAAUUGGAUUUUCACUUAGUUUCAUGAUACAGUUCCACUCAAAAAUUCCAUUCGAGAGUCCGUGGGCUUCAUUUGUUAAAACGAUGGUGAUGAUGACAUCCGAGUUUGACUAUGAAGCUUUAUUUGAUCAAGAGCACACGCGAGAACUAGCAACUUCAAUAUUCAUAAUCCGGUUGAUUUUCUUGAUAUUUCUAAUAUUAGCGGCCAUAGUUUUAAUGAACCUCAUGGUCGGUGUUGCUGUUAGCGAUAUAAAUGAUUUAGAAAUACUAGGAAAUAUCGAUAGACUGGCGAAACGCGUAGAGUUCCUUUCAACAUUAGACAACUUAGUUUACAAUCGAUUUUUUAAUUCAAUUUUACCAAGGAAAAUAAAUGACCAUAUCAAAAAUAUAAGAAAGGUAAUUAAAAAAAUAACUCUCUGUCCUGGUAAGCCAAGAUGGAAAUAUUACAAGCUGCUUCCUACGUAUAUAAGAGAUGCUAUUUUAACCAUAGCACAAGAACAAAAGGACAUGAAAGAAGGAGAAAUUGAUAUGAAGCAGUUUAGAAUGAAAAUUGAUGAAAUGCAUGGGGCUAUGGUAAAAAUAGAAAAUUUACAAGAACAUAAAUUGAAUUUGGCUAAUCUGGAGAAAACAUUAAUACAAAAGUUUCGGCUGGAAGAUAUUCAAAAACGCUUCACUGACAUUGAUAAUGGUAUCGUGCAAGUAAAAGAGCAAAUUACUGAAAAUAAAGAAGAGAAAAGGUGCCUAAUUGAAAAACUAAAUGUUAAAGUCGAUCAAUUAUCUGUAGCUAUGGAAUCAAUUAAAGAGGUAUUAGCCCGAUUAGAAAGGAAAUUGGGAAGUUUAUAGUUCUUUCUUUUAUUAAGAUAUAAAAAAUACGCUUGUCUUUUAAGUAUAAUAAACCUAAGCCAACUUGAUUCUAGUUGGCAUUUUAUUGUUAAUAUUUUUUGAACUUUUUACGCUUAUAUUUUAUAAAGAUGUCCUAUACGGUAAAAAGAAAAAUUCCUGAUAAAGAAAUGCCUGCCGUAAGUUUUUAGCACAUAAAACUAUCUAUCUAUCGCCCUAUGUUCCCCCGACUCUUCAACUUUCUUUUCAUACAUUAGGAGGAAACCGUAAAAUCUAAUCGCUAUAUAGCAAUUUAUAUCUUCUAUAUUUGCCUUAUAUCAGAUCGGCAUAAGAAAUUGUCAUGUAGAAAGAGGUUUUUUGAUGUUAUUCAAUGUUUAAUUUUUGUGUACUUCACACGUAAAGUAAAAAAUUCAAUUUAGUGGAUAAAAUCGUUACAAUAUUAAUAAAAUGCAAUUCAAUCAAACGAAACUAUAUUAAUAACGUUAAGUGCGUUAAUGGCCACUUUCAGGAAUUUUCAACGCACACGAUCGAAGCAAUAAAUCGUAUUGAGGAGCGUCCAAACGUGAUGGGAAUUAUGUAUUUUCGAAACGGUAUGCUUUUAGUUAUGCACGGGAUAAAAUGCCUAAAGCUAAUACUUUGCGAAUGUGAAACCAGCCCAAUAAUAUAAUGUUAAUAUAUUCAUCCUGAAAAACGUAAAAAAUCAAAAGUUGUUUACGUUAUAUUAUUAUUUAGGCGUUUGCUUGUGAACGUCACAUAAAAACUAACCGCCUUAUUCAUAAAAACUAAAUCAGUGUAAUUGCACUUUUAAAACUAAAAAACUCGAAAUUAUUUUUGUCAGAUUCUAUUUACGCUGUUAUGAAAAAGACAGGAGUGUUUUUGUUAAUUCUGUCCAAUAAGAUUGAUUUAUUUUGUUAGUAAGAGCGCAAGUUUAUCAGACACAGAUGAUUCUGUCCUACAGUUUGUGACAUUUAUCGAUGAACAAAGAAACUUAUAGCGGCUAAGAGAUUCGAUGUGUUGACCUGAAGAAGGAUAUACAUUUUUACAGGUUUCCUUCAACUAACAACAGUGCCCGAGACUUUAUCGCAUAUUUUAACUAGUAGAUUACCACCUAUGACUUCAGCUUUUAGAAGGGCCAUCAGUGAAAUAGUAUGUAGAAUUCAUUGUAAACAAAUUUAAUAACUACUCAUUCUAAAACAUAAUUUUUUAUUAUAAUUUAAUAUUCAUAAAUUAUUAUGAGUUUGGUCCUGCUUCUGUAACGCCAUCCCUAGUCCCACAAUAAAAAUUAAAGCCAUAUUAUAAUGUACUCCAUUCAUAAAACCGUUCUGGUUUUUUUAAAUUUAUACGUUAAAAAAAAGCAGAGAUGUAUAGUUUAAGAUAUAGGCAAGUAAAUUAAAACUACUUUCAUUUUACUUACCUAGUAUAUCUUUGUUAUCUUAUCUUUAAUUACAUUUAAAAAAAUAAUAAAAAAAAUCCAUACAUUCUUUACAAAACGUUAAUCCAUGGCCAUCAGGAUGUGUUGGACGAACUACUGGCAUUUAGAAUCGAGACCAACUCGAUGGAGAUAAUAGUGACUGGAAACAAUGACUUCACUGCGUGUGCUAUUUUGCAUUGUACACGGAUUAACGUGCGAAAAUAGAAG
Molecule: messenger RNA, 5282 nt
Organism: Pieris napi
Lineage: Eukaryota; Metazoa; Arthropoda; Insecta; Lepidoptera; Pieridae
Product: transient receptor potential channel pyrexia-like
Exons: 11
Coding region: 131-3646 (1171 amino acids)
Biological process (GO): transmembrane transport; monoatomic ion transport
Cellular component (GO): membrane
Molecular function (GO): monoatomic ion channel activity; protein binding
Source: RefSeq, a predicted model, not a curated record